Molecule: messenger RNA, 4487 nt
Organism: Capsicum annuum
Lineage: Eukaryota; Viridiplantae; Streptophyta; Magnoliopsida; Solanales; Solanaceae
Product: pre-mRNA-processing factor 39-2
Exons: 12
Coding region: 221-4021 (1266 amino acids)
Biological process (GO): RNA processing; mRNA 5'-splice site recognition
Cellular component (GO): commitment complex; U1 snRNP; U2-type prespliceosome
Molecular function (GO): protein binding
Source: RefSeq, a predicted model, not a curated record
UUUUUAAAAAAAUUAAAUUUAUGAUCAAAUACUGGGGCAGUUCAUUUCCUCCCUAGUCCCUAGUGUACCAACAAAGUCGAGUAGUUUCCACCGCAGUGUUGUUUAUUCUCCGGCGACGCACAGUCGGGUCUCCGGUCUUCUUCUCCCUUAAUGUACGGAAGAGAUUUCAUACAUUCAUUCAUCAAACGUGAACCCUAACCCUAAUUGGCUGCUUCGAACUAUGGAAUUGGAGGUACACAAUCACAGUGCUGCUGCUGAACCUCAUCCUAUUCAAGUUUAUAAUGAAAGACUUAAGGAUAUGAUUUCUGGAGGCUCAGAAGACCUUGAUUCGUGGAACACAUUGAUAUCAGUGAUAGAGAAUACCUACCCUGAUGAUAGAAAUACAAUUUGUUUGGCAUUUGAUUCCUUUUUGUCCAAGUUUCCGCUGUGCCACUGGAAUUGGAGAAGAUAUGCCUAUCAUGAGGCACGGUUAUGUAAUGCUGAAAAAGCUGUUGAAAUCUUUGAGCGAGCUGUGGAAUCAACACCAUUUUCUGUUGGUCUGUGGGUUGACUAUUGUACCUUUGCUGUGAGUUCGUUUGAGGAUCCAUUUGAAAUUCGUAGGUUGUUUACCAAAGGAAUCUCCCUUGUUGGGAAGGACUACUUCUGUCAUGUGUUAUGGGACAAGUACAUGUCCUUUGAGUUCUCUCAGGAGAAAUGGGGUUUCCUUGCUCUAGUUUAUGUACAGUCUUUAGGCUUCCCCACAAUGAAGUUGCAUAAGUAUUAUGAGAACUUUAAGAAGUUUGUAACCAAUUUAGAAGAUGAGAUUGUACAUCUCAGUGAUGACAGCCGUGAAGUGCAACUAAAAGAGCUAUCUGAUGCAACAGUUUUGCUAUCGAAUGAAGAAAUUGGUCAAGUUGUUAAGGACCUCCAGGAUCCUAGUGACAAUUCAGUCAGGUUGAUAGCACUAUACAAGUACAGAUACUGUGGAGAUCAGUUAUAUCAGAAAGCUUGUCAACUAGAGGAAAAAAUUAGAAGCUUUGAAUCAAGCAUCCAGAGGCGAUAUUUCCAGGCAACUCCCCUUGACAAUGUUGAGCUGAAGAACUGGCAUGAUUAUCUCGACUUUAUUGAAAAACAAGACGAUUUUGAUUGGGCCCUAAAACUUUAUGAGAGGUGCUUGAUAUCCUGUGCCAACUACCCUGAGUUCUGGAUACGUUAUGUGGAUUUCAUGGAGGCUAUGGGAGGACGAGAGCUAGCGAUGUUUGCUUUAGAACGAGCAACAAAAGUUUUCUCUAAGAAUGUUCCAGAAAUCCAUCUGUUUACUGCUAGAUAUAUGGAGCAAAUUGGAGAUCCAAAUGGUGCUCGCACUUCCUUUCCUCCUAUUAAUACAGAUCGGGACUCCUGUUUCAUUCAAUAUGUUAUUAAUCGAGCAAAUAUGGAAAAACGUCUGGGAAAUCGCGCAGCUGCUUGUGAGAUUUACAAAAGAGCAAUUGAUGUGGCAGCGAAGGAGCAGAAAUUGCAGUGCAUUCCUAUGCUAUACGCUGGUUAUUAUCGUCUCAGACACAUGAUCACUGCUAGUGUGGAGGCUGCAAGAGAUGUAAUAAUUGAUGGAAUACAGCGUUUCCCUGGUUGCAGACUUCUUUAUGAGGAAUUGAUAAGAUUUGCAAUGGCUCAUGAAGGAACUAAGCAAUUGAGCAUAGUAGACUCUGUCAUAGCUAAUGCAAUCUCUCCUGUGUCAGACGUAUCCAAAGAUUUGGAUAUAAAAGAUCGAGAAAGUAUAUCUAUAUUAUUUUUGGAGUUGGUUGAUCUUUGUGGAUCUAUCUCUGAGAUCAGAAAGGCAUGGAGUCGUCACAUUAAACUGUUUCCUCAGUUCAUAAGAACCAAUACCUCAUUGAAACACAUAGGUACUGGGCAGAGUUCACUGAACAGCUUUACUGAACAAAGGAAAAACAUCUCCUAUGUACUAGUUAAUCAGCCAUCAAAAGGACCAAGCUCUGGCCAUAUGAUCCAGCUGACCGAAGGAGAGCAGGCACAUUUACUGCCUCUUAAAGAUGGGAAGCUACCAGAUCAGCUUUCUGCAGAGCUGUCUUUAGCUGUGGUCAAUGGCAAAGAUACGACUGGUAAACAAGGACAGUCAUCUCCCAGAAUGGAAGAUCUAUCCAGUGGAAAUGGCUCUGGGAAAAAUGAGUUGUCUUUUGACCCUGUUGUUCAAUCAAAGGAUGAUUCAUCGACGCCAAUGGAACUAAGUCAUGGUCCAUCACAGCAGAGGAGAGAAGAUUUGCCUGGAUCAAUGGACUUCUCUUAUGAUUCCAUACCCCAACCUGGAGAAGAUGCAUCCAAGUCUCCUGGGCCAGUUUUGGACUUUAAAGAACCCCCGAGGCUCCUUUCUGAUUUAGAAGCCUCACAAAAACACCCAAGUUCAGAAAUUGUCAAUCGAGAUCAGGAUGUUGAGCUUGAACAGCCACCAGUGCCGGUUUCUUUGGAGAAUCUUUCCUUGGUUUCUGGGGAAAGGGAUUCCCAGAACUUCGUCACCAUGCAUUCGGAUGAUCCUGAAAGUGGUGAGGAAAUUCCCGUAUCACACACUGGCAGACCACAAGAUCCUGUAAAUAAUGGAGAUGGACCAGCUAGUUGUUCAUCUCCAUCAACAUGUCUGUAUUCCAAAUCAGCACAAACACAUUCAGGUCCUGUUACUGUUAAAAGUUCACUGCAAGUAAUUGAUACAGCCCCAGUUCCUGAAAGCAGGAGUUCACAGGUGCUCAAUCAACCUGCAGGAUAUGAUCAGCAACAGAAACCACAACGAGCUGCUUCACAAGAACUGCACUUGCUUGAUUCUCGGGGUGAUUCGCAGAUCCAACAGGUCCUGGAUAAGUCUACUGUGCAGUGUCAAUCAGGUACCUCUCAGGAGAAUAUGCGGAGUAACAAAUGCUGGAGAAUGAAUAAUACGCCACAGAAAAUCUCCAUGUCUGGAAACCAUCUCCAGGCGUCUUCCUCACCGGUUUCUAAUUCUCAACCAAGUACAGCUCAACAUUCUGUGCACAAUAGCCCGCAAAUUGGGCCGAAUCCCCAUCAAGAAGCAUUAAAUCAAACAUCACAAGACAUUUCCCUAUCAGAAAACCCCCCUCAAAGGUCUUCUUCACGUGCUUCUUUUUCUCAACCAAAUACACCUCAACAUUCUGGGCAGAGUAGCCAGCAACUUGGGCCCUUACACCACCAGGAAGCACUGAAUCAAACAUCACAACACCAUUACCAGCAGCAGCAUCUUUUGCACUGGCAGUAUCAGCAGCAUCAGCUGCAAAUGCAACAGCCCUACACUAGUAUACAACAGCAACAGAUGCAUCUACAUCCAAGUCAACAGUUGUAUCAGCACCAGCAGCUUAUUCAGCAGCAACAACAGCAACAGAGUCAGCAGCAUACACCUCUACUGCAACAGCAACAAUAUUUCCAGCAAAUUCAGUCGUUACAAUAUUCACAGCAGCAAUAUCUUCUGCACCAGCUACAAUAUUUACCGCAGGCACAGCAACUAUGGCACCAGCAGUUUCAACAGCAAGCACAACAGAUGAAAGCACAGGAAGGCCAGCAAACACAGGAGCAGCAGCAAGAGCAAUAUCGUCAGUCUCAAGAACUUGCAUACCAGAUGCAACAACAUACUUAUCAACUACUCUUGCACCAGUACCAAGUACAGCAACAAGGAUAUCAGAGCAUGCAACAACAACAACAAUGGCAACAACAGGGACAUCUCCAAUUACAGCAGUACUCUCACCUACAACAGCAGCAAUAUCAUCAUCUGGAGCAGCUAACUGAUGAGGAAUACAAUCAAACCCAUCAGGGUCAACAGGUUGUGGAGCAACAUUCUUCAGGAACUCCUGCUCCUGAAUCAGAAUCACCAGAAAUUGCAAGGCAACCACAUUCAGCAGAAAAAGCUAGAUAUUCCGUAUCCCCUUAUAGACGGCCCCCUGCUCAUGGAGUCUCACCUUCACAUAGUACGGGUACAUCGGCAUCAAAAACUUCUUCAUUUUCGAGGAAAAAUUCUUCCCAAGAUAAGUAAAUUUGGAGUAUGCAUGCCCUAGUUAACUCUUGCUGAAGAAUUUUGUGUAGGUAUUUGUAAACCGAGUUCUCUUUAGCCCUCAAACCCAAAGUAGAGUCACAGAAAGGAAAAGAUUCCAAAAUCAAAUCAGUAGAGGUUGUUACUUCUCUGUAUCUCGUGUAUUUUUAGGUUGUUCUGGGACCUCAAAUGUAUCUACUCAAUAGUCUAACGUACCUCUCACUUUCUAAUAUUAUGGUUGUUAAAUGAGAGAGCUGGAUUAUGUUUGGACAAUCUAAAGCAUUUUCAGCUAAUUUAACAUGAUAAUUUGAUCAAAGUUUAGUCAAGUAGGGUUUGGUUUGGUCACCAGUGAAUUGAAUAGGUCAUAAUCCAACUUGUCAAACUUAAGUAGUUGUAGCUUUCUUAGUCAAAAUCAGCAUUAGCUUGUAAUCAGAUGCAGUUUGCUUAAUGAGUUACCGGCAUGAGCAAA